AUGAAGAGUGACUGGUCCAUGGAUCAACCUGUGAACUUCAAACGAGAACAGAGAGGGAUACAUCAACAGGGACCAGACUCUGCCAGACCUGAACCUGGACCCAGCUGUGUGUCCAUGAAGAGUGACCAGUCUAUAGGUCGUUAUAUUCACUUCAAGGAUGGACAAAAACAUGGUGAACUGAUAGUUGAUCAGCAGAGGACAGAGGUUCUCAGUGGUCAGUCUGUCCAGCAGCAUGGAGCAGACCUGGACUCCAUAUUUAAGCUGCUGGAGGAGAACAUCAUCUGCUUUGUGAAGAACGAGCUGAAGAAGAUCCACAAGGUUCUGGAUACAGAUCACACAGAAGUCUCAGAGAGUCAGAGGGAGGAUGAGGAGCAGAGGAGCAGCAGAGAGGCCUUUCUGAAGAUCACAGAGGACUUCUUAAGGAGGAUGAAGCAGGAGAAGCUAGCUGACAGUAAGAGGACUUUUAAUGUGAAAGGAAGAACAUCUUAUUUUCUCAAUGAUCCACUCACUGAUUUAUUUUCUUGUGUUCUGUCAGAAAUCAGAGCUUCAGCUUGUCGACGUGAACUCAAAUCAAACCUGAAGAAGAAGUUCCAGUGUUUGUUUGAGGGCGUGGCUAAAGCAGGAAACCCCACCCUUCUGAAUGAGAUCUUCACGGAGCUCUACAUCACAGAGGGAGGGACUGGCGAGGUCAAUGAAGAACAUGAGGUCAGACAGAUUGAAAGAGCUUCCUGGAAACCAGACAGACCAGAAACAUCCAUCAGACAAGAAGACAUCUUUAAAGCCUCAGCUGGAAGAGACGGACCAAUCAGAAGAGUGAUGACAAAGGGCGUGGCUGGCAUUGGGAAAACAGUGUUAACACAGAAGUUCACUCUGGACUGGGCUGAAGACAAAAGCAACCAGGACGUACAGUUCAUGUUUCCCUUCACCUUCAGAGAGCUGAAUGUGCUGAAAGAGAAGAAGUUCAGUUUGGUGGAACUCAUCCAUCACUUCUUCACUGAAACCAAAGAAGCAGGAAUCUGCAGGUUUGAAGACUUUAAGGUGGUCUUCAUCUUUGAUGGUCUGGACGAGUGUCGACUUCCUCUGGACUUCCACAACACUGAGAUCCUGACUGACGUCACAGCGUCCACCUCAGUGGACGUGCUGCUGACAAACCUCAUCAGGGGGAAACUGCUUCCCUCUGCUCGCCUCUGGAUAACCACACGACCUGCAGCAGCCAAUCAGAUCCCUCCUGACUGUGUGGACAUGGUGACAGAGGUCAGAGGGUUCACGGACCCACAGAAGGAGGACUACUUCAGGAAGAGGUUCAGAGAUGAGGAGCAGGCCAGGAGGAUCAUCUCCCACAUCCAGACAUCACAAAGCCUCCACAUCAUGUGCCACAUCCCAGUCUUCUGCUGGAUCACUGUAACAGUUCUGGAGAACAUGUUGAAAACCAGAGAUGGAGGAGAACUGCCCAAGACCCUGACUGAGAUGUACAUCCACUUCCUGGUGGUUCAGUCCAAAGUGAAGAGGGUCAAAUAUGAUGGAGGAGCUGAGACAGAUCCACACUGGAGUCCAGAGAACAGGAAAAUGAUUGAGUCUCUGGGGAAACUGGCUUUUGAGCAGCUGCAGAAGGGAAACCUGAUCUUCUAUGAAUCAGACCUGACAGAGUGUGGCAUCGAUAUCACAGCAGCUUCAGUUUACUCAGGAGUCUUCACUCAGAUCUUUACAGAGGAGAGAGGCCUGUACCAGGACAAGGUCUUCUGCUUUGUCCAUCUGAGUGUUCAGGAGUUUCUGGCUGCUCUUCAUGUUCAUCUGACCUUCAUCACCUCUGGAACAAAUCUGUUGUCAGAAGGACCAACAACGAGCCAGUGGCCCAGACUGUUUAGAAAAAAACCUGAACUGAAUCAUCUGCACCAGAGUGCUGUGGACGAGGCCUUACUGAGUCCAAAUGGACACCUGGACCUGUUCCUCCGCUUCCUCCUGGGUCUUUCACUGGAGACCAAUCAGAAGCUCUUAAGAGGUCUACUGACACUAACAGGAAGUGGUUCACAGACCAAUCAGAAAACAGUUGAGUACAUCAAGAAGAAGAUUGGUGAGAAUCUGUCGGCAGAGAGAAGCAUCAACCUGUUCCACUGUCUGAAUGAACUGAACCAUCUUUCUCUUGUGGAGAAGAUCCAAGAGUCCAUCACAUCAGGACGCCUGUCCACAAAGACACUGUCUCCUGCUCAGUGGUCAGCUCUGGUCUUCAUCUUACUGUCAUCAGGAAAAGAUCUGGAAGAGUUUGACCUGAAGAAAUACUCUGCUUCAGAGGAGGCUCUUCUGAGGCUGCUGCCGGUGGUCAAAGCCUCCAACAAAGCUCUACUGAGUGGCUGUAACCUCUCAGAGAGAAGCUGUGAAGCUCUGUCCUCAGUCCUCAGCUCUGUGUCCUCUAGUGUGAGACACGUGGACCUGAGUAACAAUGACCUGCAGGAUCCAGGAGUGAAGUUGCUGUGUGAUGGACUGAAGAGUCCUCACUGUUCUCUGGAGACUCUCAGUCUGUCAGGUUGUCUGGUCUCAGAGGAAGGAUGUUCUUCUCUGACCUCAGCUCUGAACUCAAACCCCUCCCAUCUGAGAGAACUGGACCUGAUUAACAAUGACCUGCAGGAUCCAGGAGUGAAGUUGCUGUGUGAUGGACUGAAGAGUUCUCACUGUUCUCUGGAGACUCUCAGAAUGAGUGGCUGUAACCUCUCAGAGAGAAGCUGUGAAGCUCUGUCCUCAGUCCUCAGCUCUGUGUCCUCUAGUCUGAGACACGUGGACCUGAGUAACAACGACCUGCAGGAUCCAGGAGUGAAGCUGCUGUGUGAUGGACUGAAGAGUCCUCACUGUUCUCUGGAGACUCUCAGUCUGUCAGGUUGUCUGGUCUCAGAGGAAGGAUGUUCUUCUCUGACCUCAGCUCUGAACUUCAACCCCUCCCAUCUGAGAGAACUGGACCUGAGUAACAACGACCUGCAGGAUCAAGGAGUGAAGCUGCUGUGUGAUGGACUGAAGAGUCCUCACUGUUCUCUGGAGACUCUCAGAAUGAGUGGCUGUAAACUCUCAGAGAGAAGCUGUGAAGCUCUGUCCUCAGUCCUCAGCUCUGUGUCCUCUCGUCUGAGACACGUGGACCUGAGUAACAACGACCUGCAGGAUCCAGGAGUGAAGCUGCUGUGUGAUGGACUGAAGAGUCCUCACUGUUCUCUGGAGACUCUCAGAAUGAGUGGCUGUAAACUCUCAGAGAGAAGCUGUGAAGCUCUGUCCUCAGUCCUCAGCUCUGUGUCCUCUUGUCUGAGACACGUGGACCUGAGUAACAACGACCUGCAGGAUUCAGGAGUGAAGCUGCUGUGUGAUGGACUGAAGAGUCCUCACUGUUCUCUGGAGACUCUCAGUCUGUCAGGUUGUCUGGUCUCAGAGGAAGGAUGUUCUUCUCUGACCUCAGCUCUGAACUCCAACCCCUCCCAUCUGAGAGAACUGGACCUGAGCUACAAUCAUCCAGGAGACUCAGGAGAGAAGCUGCUGUCUGCUGGACUGAAGAGUCCUCACUGGAGACUGGACACUCUCAGGAUGGACCAUGCUGGAGAGCAGUGGUUAAAACCUGGUCUCAGGAAGUAUUCAUGUGAACUGGAACUGGACACAAACACAAUGCACAGAAACCUCAAACUGUCUGACGACAACAGGAAAGUGACCCGUGUGACAGAAGAUCAGUCGUAUCCUGAUCAUCCAGACAGAUUUGAGUUCUUCCAUCAGCUGCUGUGUAGACCUGGUCUGACUGGUCGCUGUUACUGGGAGGUUGAGUGGAGAGGAGAUGUUGAUAUAUCACUGAGUUACAGAGGAAUCAAGAGGAAAGGCGACAGUUCUGACUGUGUGUUUGGAUAUAAUGAUCAGUCCUGGAGUCUGAGCUGCUCUGAUGAUCAUGGUAACUCUGUCUUUCACUGUGGGAAACAAACACCCAUCAUGUCCUCUGUCUCUCACAGAGUAUCAGUGUAUGUGGACUGUCCUGCUGGGACUCUGUCCUUCUACAGUGUCUCACUGAUCCACCUCCACACCUUCAGGACCACAUUCACUGAACCGGUUUAUCCUGGGUUCUGGGUCUGUCAUGGUUCUUCAGUGUCUCUGUGUCCUCUGUAGGACAUGAAGAGACAGCAGCUUCAGUGGUGGACGAGGUCAAAGCCCGUCUCAGUCGUUCUUUGUUGAAACCAUCAAUAAAUAAAGACUUCAAAAA
Messenger RNA from Solea solea (common sole), 4216 nucleotides. Its product is annotated as NACHT, LRR and PYD domains-containing protein 12-like. The coding region runs from base 1 to 4122 and encodes 1373 amino acids. The record is from RefSeq and is a predicted model, not a curated record. Gene Ontology annotation, molecular function: protein binding. The transcript is spliced from 13 exons. Lineage: Eukaryota; Metazoa; Chordata; Actinopteri; Pleuronectiformes; Soleidae.